GCUACAGACACACAAAAAAAAGCAUUUGCAUACACUCCCACACAUCCAUAAAAACCUAAAACACCCUGUGUGUUUUCUCAGAAGACGCAGGCCGUGUCACAGCCAGCAUCGCACAGCCAGUAGGCCUAACUGGUGUUUGAGAGAGACGUCAUAUCAGCAGCCAGUAUUUUGAGCCAGGGAACCUGAUGAAGGAUGUGUGCCUCUGGACAGCCAAUCACGCUUCUGCUGUUUUACCUGUUCGGCUCAGCUACCUCAUCCCCUGUUUCCAUGCACACAUCUGAUCCACCUCUUCUGUCACAAAUUUCACCUCCCUCUCCAACAACCCUCGCAUCUCCACCGUCUCCUUCUCUCAGUACCCCACCACCCAUCAGCAACUCUGGAGAGACAACAGAAAAGGUCCGAUGCCCUCUGUCGAUGUCACCCUCCACUCUGGUGGUCAGGUUUGGAGAUCCGGUCAGAGCUAACUGCUCUGUAUCAAGGAUGGAUUUUUCUGCUCUUGGUUGGGAAGUCAAACUGGGAGCUCCUACACUCAGUAUGGGUCCUUUUGUGGUCUGGAGUGUGGACAGCAUGACUGAGUGGAAUGAAAAGCCUAUGUGCUAUGCACUAUCUGAACAGGGAGGGCAAUGUCACAUCAAUCUCCCUCUAACGGUCUACAAGCCUCCAGACAUUGUGUCCAUCAACUUUGUUAAUCACACUGGGCCGAUGUUGGAGGGACAUCAGUACACUCUGCAGUGUACAGUACAGAACGUUGCUCCUGUUGAAAACCUCGUUGUGACAUUCUACAGAGGACAGACAGCGCUGGGUCAACUGCAGUCCAACAACACAGAGAAGGAACCAGUGACUGAGAUCUUCUCUUUGAACAUCACACCCAGUAAAGAAGAUGAUGGAGUCCAGUACUGGUGUGAAGCAAAGCUAGAACUGGGACCUGCAGGAAUUAAGCAUCCUCCAAUGGAGAGGUCAGAAAAACUCACUGCCACAGUCCUCGUUGGUCCACAGCUCAUGUGUCCUACAAAGCUGCGGGUGAGAGAGGGAGAGAGCCUCAGCUGUGAGGUGAGAGGAAACCCUCCACCGUUAGUCACCUGGUUCAGAGAUGGGCAGGUGGUUGCCCUGCCCACUAACUUCAGCAGAAAGGAUGCUGGGAAAUACACAGUCUCAGCAAAAGGACUAUUUGGACAGAACAACUUUACAGUGGAGGUGGAGGUCCUUGCUGGCAGUGGAACUACAAUCAGCUGCAAUAUACAUUUUCUGUUGGCUGGCCUGCUUAUUCAGAUGAUUAACGGUCUGUAAAACAUCCUAAAAGAACUCAACAUGAUGUGCGAUUCUUCUUUCCAUGCCAUUUGGAUGAAUGGCUUCUGCUGUGAGAAAUGACUCACAAAGACUGGUUUGCUUGUGUCGUUCCUCUUUGUUCAAAUGGAUCAGUUUUGCAUUAGUGUCUUUUUGUGGAUCUUUUUGUUCCCCUUUUUGAGAGCUUCUGCCCGGGUACAUUUUUCUGUUUAACUGGUCUCCAUGUAAUCUGCACAAAAGUUAACUUUCAUUUCUUCCAGAUGGAAAGCUGCUCUAGAAAGAAAUACACAUUGUACAAUUUAAUAAUUCACAAUCAUACUGCCAUAGGUCUGUGACAUGUAUGUUUUUUCCCCUCGCCGGUUUCUUUUUAGAGGAUGUUUAAGAACCCUUUGCCAAACAAUGUUAGUGUCUGUCGUGUGUACAUGGGUUUCAUUUUCUGUAGUAUGAAGAGCUAGCCAACAUUGCAAAGCAAUGACUGGUGAUUUCUUCUAUUCUUAUUGGUCAGAGGCAUCCUUGUCUUCUUUCACCGAGGUGACGUUUAGUCUGCUGUACAUUAAAAUGCUGAACUAUCUUGUGUCCAACAGCAGUACUUUCUUGCUUUAGACUUCAACCGCUCAUUUAAUAACAAAAUAUCAAUGAAAAUGAACAUAACUGCAGGUCAAUCAUUGAUACAGUGAUAAACAUAAGAGUCUCAAACUGUUUGAUUUUAAAAAGUAACGUCUGGGACUAACACUUUAACAACUCUGUUGGCCCCAGUUCACACAGAAACUAGAACACAUCCUCAAUUUAGCAAGUAGCGCUUCAGUUAUAGAGAAUAAAAGGUGCAGUCACUAAGCCUUUAAACAUUUUGUUUUCAAAUCCAGUAAGGCCACUUGGACUGUACACCACUUCUUAAAAAAUGUAAUCUAUUGGGUGUAUUACAUCAGUACUAAAAGUUCAGAAUUGCGUCAGUUGCUGUACCUCAUAAGACAAAGCUAAAAACAAAUGGCUCCACAACAUGCAUCACAACUUUAUUAUUUAUUAAUUCAAAACAAUCAUUUACAUUUCAAACAAAGCCUUUCCAAGUCAGUUAAAGGGUUAUUUGAGUAUUGAUUAUUGAAGUAGAUGUCCAGUUUCUCAAAAGAGCAGAUAAGUGGUGGGAGUUCAUUUUUCUGCUCAUUGG
Molecule: messenger RNA, 2446 nt
Organism: Sander lucioperca (pikeperch)
Lineage: Eukaryota; Metazoa; Chordata; Actinopteri; Perciformes; Percidae
Product: hemicentin-1-like
Exons: 7
Coding region: 193-1287 (364 amino acids)
Biological process (GO): cell-cell adhesion
Cellular component (GO): membrane
Molecular function (GO): integrin binding
Source: RefSeq, a predicted model, not a curated record